CUCGUCAGUGUUAAAAAUAAGUUAAAGGAUUAAAGUUUCUGAAGUCAGCUGCAUAUUGAAUAUAACUCAAUUUCAAGAUAGGGCUGGGGCCGUGAGUUUAUAAAAUCGAAGCGGUGAAUAGAUGUGGCGGAUUCAGUUGUUGUUGUUGUUGUUGUCGCCACCGGGCUGCAGCAGAUGGCGGCCGCUCUCCUGGAGCAGGGUGAAGAUGCCUUCAGGAGGCUCUUCAAAUAUUACAAGAGGCGCCAACCCCCGCCCGAUUUCUCGGGGAUCGUUGACUUCUCCAGAGCGCAGCAGACCUGUAAAGUAUUGAUCACACCACUUAAUGUGACUUCCAUCAGUGAUAAGGAUGCCUCUAAAGCUGGAUUGAAGCCAGUUUGCAAAUGGAAAGCUUAUAGUUUAGAAGACUAUCCAGGCUUCAUGUUCAUUUCGGAUCCUUUUCUUCCUGGAUGGCAGCGAUACUGGGCAAAGCAAUGUUUGAAAAUCUAUCCUCGGAAACCAAAUAUCUGCAACCUGGACCUUCACAUGUCACCAGAGGAAACCAAAGACCUGUGGGAGCAGAGUAGAGAACAGCUGAGACUGAAGUCCCCUGGUAAAAGAGAGAUUAAAAGCUUGCUGGAGAAGCUACGGUGGGUUACCCUAGGAUAUCAUUACAACUGGGAGACUAAGCCUGUGCCUUUGUACCUCAAACUGUUGGGAGGUUGGACAAGUGUUCAACUUCCUACCAACUUUGGACUAACUUGCCUCAAAAGUUCAGAAACAUGUCUAAUCUACGCAGCCAUAAGCACCAGCAUGAUGCCGAAUUAUUGCAACAAAGCUGAAAAUCUAAGCCUAUAUUCCAAAUACUGUAGAUUGGAAGAGAUGUACAAGAGACAUACAGAAACAAAAGCCAUACCACCACAGAUGUCAGCAUUAAGCAGAACAGAAUGCUUUUCGCCAUUGGCUUCCAGAAUGGCUGCUGCGUGUAUGAUCUACAAGAUGCAUUGCAGCAACUCAUUAAGUUUAUUUCGACAACAUCUACUCCUCUCAGUCUCUCACGAGAAGAAAGACCAGAAAUAUUCACCCGAUCACUAUACAGCAUUUCCCACAGAUCUUGCUUACCUGUCUGAGCAAGUGGCAGCAGCAUGUGGCUUCCAACAAUUUAAGGCAGAAGCUGGAAUACUGAAUUAUUACCAUUUUGACUCCUCACUGGGUAUUCAUGUGGAUGAAUCCGAAUUGGAUUACUCCAAACCCCUAUUAUCAUUCAGUUUUGGCCAGUCAGCUGUGUUUUUACUUGGGGGUCUGAAGAGACAGGACCCACCCCUUCCCAUGUUCAUUCACAGUGGUGACAUCGUGAUCAUGUCAGGCAGGAGUCGCCUGUUGUAUCAUGCAGUUCCCCGAGUUGUUCCCAAUCUGGAAGGAAAAGCAAUCCCCAGUUGUUUAGAGCAGACAACGACUAGAAACAGCUGUUCAGAUGACACAAACUAUCGACAAAGUGGCGAAGGUGACUGGGAAAUCUGCAUGAAAUACCUACAGAACUCUAGGGUGAACGUGACUGUGCGGCAGGUCCUGGGAGUUGGACAGAGCUUUCCAUUUGAGUCAGACACUGAAAAGAAAGCAGAUUCCAAGUUGUAUUCUUAUCAUCAAGAUUCCAAAGAGAACCAACAUAAACGACAGAAACUGAUCAAUGAAGAAGUGGCAAAGUCUCUGUAAUUUUUCUAAUCCUUCUGGAGGGAUGGUAAAGUGCUAGUUUUGUACACUGGAGGAUCCAUGGAGGCAGAGUUGCAUCAGUUUGCUAUGUACGCAUUGUAAAAUUUCUGCUCAUUCUUUAGCCACUUCAGAAAAUUCUUGCGGAAGUAAUAAGGGUCUCCCCAUCAAUUCAGUGUUUGCAGGUCUGCCAACCAGUGCCAGUUCUCCCUGCCAAUGCCAGUAUUCUCCUCAACCUUGCCCACUUUAAGCAAUCAUCCUGUCAACGGCAGUUUUCUUGGCUCUUGCAUCAAAGCUGAUGUUUGCAAAUUGCAAUGAGAUGCAGGAGAAUGGAAUGCAAGUGCUAUGUUGAAUGCAGUGUCUUGUCAAGUGACAAACAUAGCAUAGAUUCAGCACAAUAUAAGCCAUCAUACAUGUUUCCUUAGCCUUCAAGUAAUGUCUUUUAACUGUCACCUUGACAUUUCUACUUUUUACUUCAGCCAUCUUUGUGACCAUUUGGUCCCGGACUUAGAGCAGAUGUUUGUUGCCCUCUUAAGAUUGAGUUGAAAGUUCACAAAUUCUUCUGUCAGUGUGCACUGUAUUUAAAAAGAUCAAAAAGGAAAAGGCAUUCUAUGUUGACCCCUUACCUCAUUUAAUGCUCAUGUUUAAUUAGUUGUGCCUUCAAAAGUUGGCUUUGGGCCAAUUAUUGAAACAAAGCUAAAUCAACACAAAAAAAUUGUAACAAUGUUAAGUUGGUAAAAUAUAUGAAUACAUCUAUGCAACCCUCACUUAUAGCAGUCUUGUUCUGUGAUGCUGGGAUGUAGCAUAGAAAAAGGCUCUAAUAAUUGUUGCCUACUUUCAAAGGGAAACGCUUCUGUAACAGGUGGUAACUUUGAUAAAUAAUGAGCAUCUGCUACAAGAUAAUUGGACCUGGUAGGGGUUCCAGUUUUACAUAUCAUCAAUAAUAAAAAGUAUUUAUAUAUUAA
Messenger RNA from Chiloscyllium plagiosum (whitespotted bambooshark), 2648 nucleotides. It is a transcript of the gene alkbh1, whose product is annotated as alkB homolog 1, histone H2A dioxygenase. Gene Ontology annotation, molecular function: broad specificity oxidative DNA demethylase activity; ferrous iron binding; oxidative RNA demethylase activity. NCBI's taxonomy places the organism in Eukaryota, Metazoa, Chordata, Chondrichthyes, Orectolobiformes, Hemiscylliidae. The record is from RefSeq and is a predicted model, not a curated record. Gene Ontology annotation, biological process: oxidative RNA demethylation. Gene Ontology annotation, cellular component: cytoplasm; nucleus.